AUGGCGAGCUGGACACGUGCGGAAGACAUUAUUCUACACACACAUGUGCUAAACCACGGUAGAAAUGAUUGGGAGCUGUUACGCAACGCACUACCUGAGAGAACUACUAGCGCGUGCAGUCACCGAUGGGGUCGCAUUGCUAAGGGUAUACGGUCGCCGGAGGACUACCCGUUUAUAGAAGAAGAAAAUAACAUUAUCCUCCGCGAGUUUCAGAAGGAGGAAAAUAGCUGGAAGAAAAUGGAAAAGCUCCUCAUCAUCCGAUCGAGUCAAGACAUUGAAAAUCGGUUCAAAAACCACCUAAGGAAUGUAGUAGCUGAACUGGACACAGAUGAGGUAUUCGAUACAAUGCGCGGAGCCCAGGAUAUAGUUCUCGUUAAGGAGGGACCCGUGGUUACAACUGAGUUACCAGAUGCAGUGCUGGGACCCGCGGAGGUAGAGAAACCCGCGGAUGUAGAGAAACCUGCGGAUCUACUUCAGUUUUUCAUUGGCAACCCGCCUCCUACCGGCCUUCGAUCGGCACGGAGAAGACGUGGUUUCUGA
Molecule: messenger RNA, 540 nt
Organism: Salvia splendens (bonfire salvia)
Lineage: Eukaryota; Viridiplantae; Streptophyta; Magnoliopsida; Lamiales; Lamiaceae
Product: MYB-like transcription factor EOBI
Exons: 1
Coding region: 1-540 (179 amino acids)
Biological process (GO): regulation of DNA-templated transcription
Cellular component (GO): nucleus
Molecular function (GO): DNA-binding transcription factor activity, RNA polymerase II-specific; RNA polymerase II cis-regulatory region sequence-specific DNA binding
Source: RefSeq, a predicted model, not a curated record